GCUUGAGCAGGGCAGGCAGCUCUGGGCCCCAAACCGGUUUUCCCACCUAGGCUGGGGCUGGCACAUCGUCCUGAGGUUCCCUCCCCCCACCUCCCUGCAGUUCCCCCUCUCUCAUCCCUGGAACGUUAAGGGGGUGAUAUCCAGGUCAUCUUUUGUCCCUGCCUGCCUUGGGUGUGGUCCCAUCUAGAAAGGCAAGGCUACUAUGUAUUACUUUUAAACAAGAAUGUGGGGUGACUCUUCCACACUUGGCCUUCCACACUCCUGGCACUCAGGGAUCCCCUCCACGCCAUGAAGGCUUUGAAACUAAGUGACAGCAAAAAGUAGUUGGGAUUCCCCACCUGCCCCCACCCCAUCUGAGCCCUGGAGGAGGAAACCAGAAAGCCAUAAGGAAGCCUAGCCUUCCCCCUUGGCCUGCUCUGGAGUAAAUGGGAGCAGUAGCCUUCUCCCCUGGUGUCCUUCACCCAAGUCCCUCACCUCAAAUACCAACAAGGCGAAUCACUUCCAUGUGUCUCCUGCUGACAAGAACACCUCUUUUACUGGAACUGAGAUCAUCUCAUGAAUGAUAACACCAGCUGAUGUUAAUAGGGCUCUUGCUGGGUGCUAGGCUCUGUGCCAAGCACUUUGGAUGCUCAUGAAACCCCUAUGAGGUGGGUAAAACCAUGAGAAAACAGGCACAGAUAGGUCCAGUAGUGUUCUCAAAGCCAUACCACUAGUCUGUGGCAGAAGCAAGCUUUCUCCCCAGGCUGACCCUAGAAGUGUCCCUUCACUGCUACUCUGUACCCCUUGAUUAAGUAACGACCCAUAUUCCUAACCCUCCUAAACAGAGGGCUCUUUUAAAAAGGAACUGGUUACUGAAAUCAAUUUCUAACCCAUGGAAGAAAAGCUCUCGGAGGGAGAUGAGGGAUGUGGAAGUGUCUACAGGAGCUCUUGCAGCUCCUGUACCUAUAACCAACUACCAUUCUCCCAGUUGCCAUACAAAUAUAGGUCUUCUGUAAAUGCCCUUCUCAAUCUCCUUCCUUUUACCCCAUUGGGACAAAGAGGUGAGAACCCUCCCCAUUUCACAAAGGAGGAUACAGGGUUGAGUUAAAUGACCUGCUCAAGGCACUGGCCUUGAGCUCUGGUGUUCUCCUGGGAGUUGAGGUUACGUAUCAAAUGCCUCACCAGGACACUGCUGGGGAAUCGGGGAGUGGUGAUGGACCUAUGAGCACAGUUUUGAGGAGGGACCCAGCAAGGAGGCACUGUCACACACCUAUCACACAGUCCGGAUGGGGAGCAGCAGAUGAUUAACAAUGGAUCCUCAAAUAAAGCUGGCAAACAUUGGGAUGCUCCCUGCAUUGGGGACUGAUCGCUAAAGGACCCAGAAGGGGGAUCCCAGCCCUGGGGAUACUGGUGCAGUUCUGCGGGCCUGGUUGGCUUCGGCAGGUCCCAAAGUGGACCAGUGGCUGGUCAGCAGGUGGCGUGGGCGCAGAGGUGAUUUCUUCUUGGGAGGCAGGGAAGACAAGGCCACCUAAUCGCCUUUUCAAAGCUGGGGCCUCCAGAGGAGGUUGCGGGAGAAAAACUACAACUCCCAGAAGCCCCUGCUCCCUGGCGAGUCACGGGUGGUUGCCGUGGUUUCAGAAAACAAUAUGGCUGCUCCCAGCUGGGAGGCAAGUCUCGGGAUUAGAGAGGCAGAGUCAGGUUUGGGCGGCGGCAGUGGCGAGAGAGGAGGCAUUUGAGGGGUCGUGAGGUUGGGCCUGGACGCUGCACAGCUGGAAGGGCCUGGCCUUGCCAAGGGCGGCAAUGGCGGGCAGCGUGGACGAAGAGGCACUGCACCAGCUGUACCUAUGGGUAGACAACAUCCCUCUAUCCCGGCCCAAGCGAAAUCUCUCCCGAGACUUCAGUGAUGGAGUCCUGGUCGCAGAGGUCAUCAAGUUUUACUUUCCCAAGAUGGUGGAGAUGCACAAUUAUGUCCCUGCCAACUCUCUUCAGCAGAAGCUCAGCAACUGGGGUCACCUGAACAGGAAGGUGCUGAACAAGCUGAACUUCUCGGUACCAGAGGACGUGAUGCGCAAGAUCGCGCAGUGCGCCCCAGGCGUGGUGGAGCUGGUGCUCAUUCCCCUGAGGCAGCGCCUAGAGGAGCGACAGAGGCGCAGGAAGCAGGGCGCUGGCUCCUUACAGGAGCUGGCUCCCCAGGAUGGCACUGACUACAUGGAUGUGGGUUUGUCCCAGAAGGCCCCGGGGGAAGGUGCCCCAGACCCCCAGGGAGGGGGGCAGCUCAGGGCAGGCCGGCUGCCAGCGCCGCGGCCUCCAGGGUAUAGCCAGGCGCUGCAGGGCGACCCAAGCUUCGUCCUCCAGAUCGCUGAAAAGGAGCAAGAGCUGUUGGCCUCGCAGGAGACUGUGCAGGUCCUGCAGAUGAAGGUGAGGCGUUUGGAGCACCUGCUCCAGCUCAAGAACGUGCGCAUCGACGACCUCUCCCGGCGGCUCCAGCAGGUGGAGCGUAAGCAGCGGAGAAUGGACCGCUUUCCAGAACCCAGAAGCCACAUGCAGAGACCUGGCGUGUCCCCCAAAGCAGUGCCUGACAACGAGGGCUCCGCUUUGGCGCUCCCUGCGCUGGGCCUUGUGGGGCGGCCCCCUGGCUCAGUCCACACCCCUAGAAGCGGGUCCCCGUCCAGCUCUGAGGACAGCAGCAUCUCCAUCCAGGCUCAUUCUUCACACCCUGGGCCAUGGGGGAAGCUGCCCCAGGCAGCUGAGGGACUCCCUUGCCCCUCCUGGGCACUCGCCUGGGACCCAGCUCAAGGCUGGAGAGUGCAGCAACUGGAGAGGAAGGGGUGAGGAAUGGGCUCAGCCAGGAGGGGGGAAGACAUAGCUAUGCCUAUACCAAUGGCCCUCCCCUUCCACUGCUACUGUUGAGAAUGUUUGGGGGAUAUGGGACAGGGCUGCCCCCAUUAAAGGUGUUGUGCUCUUUCCUGCACCUGCCUUCUCUCUCUGCCUGGAUCCCUGAGAGUAGCAAGCUCUUGCCCGCCUUGUGCUGCCUCCCACUCCUUGAGUGAAAGAACCUUGUAGGCCCAGAGUGGGUCUCACCUUGCGCGCAGGUGGGCCCCGCGUGGCCACUGCUUGGUAGGUUGAUGAUAUCACAGGUGUCAGGUCUUGUGUACUAGGACAGCCUGACUUCUAACUCUGGCCUUACUGACUCCCAAACCCACCCUCACAGUGUCCUCCAACCCUGUCCAAACCCAACCCCAAACCCAGGCUUCAGAUUCUCCCCAGAUGUAGCCACACACUCACCCUCAACCCUUCCCAAGGACUGACCCCUAAAUCUGUCCUCUGUAUGACUCUCAUAGACUGAUCCAACCCUGCCCACAGACUGAUUCCAAGUUCUGUGGACUGAACCCAAGCUUGACUCCCAACCUUGACCAAGACACCAUGGCCAUGGUGUGACCCUAACUCUGACCAUUUACUGACUACCAGUAACAUUGAACAUUUGUAAAUCCUGAGACCAGGGAAUUCUACUCCUAGGCAUAAACUCAGCAUAUACCCCAGGGAAACUCAAUCUCUUGUGUUCUGUGUUCUGGGACACAUGUACAGCAAUGUUCAUAGCAACACUCUUUGUAAUAGCAAAAGAACUGAAAAGAACUUGUAUUAUCUAUUACCAUGUAACAAAUUACUACAAAUGUAGUGGCUUAGAACAGCAUACAUUUAUUAUCUCAUA
Diceros bicornis minor is the source of this 3688-nucleotide messenger RNA. It is a transcript of the gene SPEF1, whose product is annotated as sperm flagellar 1. The record is from RefSeq and is a predicted model, not a curated record. Gene Ontology annotation, cellular component: axoneme. Gene Ontology annotation, molecular function: microtubule binding. The coding region runs from base 1780 to 2811 and encodes 343 amino acids. The transcript has 8 exons. Gene Ontology annotation, biological process: regulation of cytoskeleton organization. Lineage: Eukaryota; Metazoa; Chordata; Mammalia; Perissodactyla; Rhinocerotidae.